AUGGCGCCCGAACGGUGGGAUGAUGAGGAGGACAGUGCCUCGCCUCCUCCUGUGGCUCACCGUCGCAGAUUUGACGAUGAAGAAGAAGAGGAGGUUCUCGACUCCUGGGACGCCGCCGAAGACUCCGAAGUAGAGCGGGAAAAGGCAGCCAAGGCGGCCGAAGCCAAGGCUAAGGCUGACGCCGAAGCUGCCGCAAAUAAGAAGAGCAAGUCGCAGCGUAUACAGGAGCACAAGGAAGAGCGCAAGAAGAAGGCCGAGGAGGACGAUUCCGAGAGCGAGGAGGACGAUGCCGACAAGAGAGCCCGUCUGCGCCGCGCCCAGAAGGAUUCCGAUCUCAAGCACGCUGAGGAUCUGUUCGGUGAUAUCGACCUCAACCGGAACCGCGGAGCUCCCAAGGCUAUCGUUAUUAGUGACUCGGCCGACCCGACGCAGGCCGUCGAUCUCUCUGCCAUGCCUCUGUUCAAGCCUACCACUAAGGACCAGUUCGCUCGUUUGACUUCCACCCUUAUCCCGCUCUUGACUCCCCAUUCAAAGAAGCCUCACUAUUCCCUCUGGGCGCAGGAGUUCGCUAAGCAGCUUGUCAAGGAACUGAACAGCGCAGAUGUCAAGAAAAUUGCUAGUGCUAUGACUACUAUGAGUAACGAAAAGAUGAGAGAGGAGCGCGCCGCUGACAAGGGUAACAAGAAAAGUAAGGCGGCCAAGACGAAGGUGUCGCUGGUUACUUCCAGAGAUAACAAGCUUGAUGCUGAUUAUGACAAUGGUGAUGAUGGAUUGGGUGAUGACGAUUUCAUGUGA
Messenger RNA from Aspergillus pseudotamarii, 795 nucleotides. RefSeq names its product eukaryotic translation initiation factor 3 subunit J. The coding region runs from base 1 to 795 and encodes 264 amino acids. NCBI's taxonomy places the organism in Eukaryota, Fungi, Ascomycota, Eurotiomycetes, Eurotiales, Aspergillaceae. The record is from RefSeq and is a predicted model, not a curated record. The transcript has 3 exons. Gene Ontology annotation, molecular function: translation initiation factor activity. Gene Ontology annotation, cellular component: eukaryotic translation initiation factor 3 complex; cytoplasm.